Molecule: messenger RNA, 2537 nt
Organism: Hyalella azteca
Lineage: Eukaryota; Metazoa; Arthropoda; Malacostraca; Amphipoda; Hyalellidae
Gene: Polr3H
Product: DNA-directed RNA polymerase III subunit RPC8
Exons: 5
Coding region: 983-1810 (275 amino acids)
Biological process (GO): transcription initiation at RNA polymerase III promoter; DNA-templated transcription
Cellular component (GO): RNA polymerase III complex
Molecular function (GO): DNA-directed RNA polymerase activity; DNA binding
Source: RefSeq, a predicted model, not a curated record
CAAAGUAACCCCAUUUUAUGGUAUGUCUGUGCCAAUCAUCACACAUUGGUCAUAUCAUUAGUUAUGCACAUACAUCUGUGCCAACCAUCUUGCAUUAGUUAUAGGGCCCCUAAAUAAUUUCUUAAGUAAACAUUAUUAAAAAUGACCCAUUUUUGCCUACAUUUUUGAAAAUUGUCCAUAAAAUCCUCCUUUUUCCCCAUGAGUUCAGGACUUCAGGAAAUUCUCAUUUGUUAUUCAUGAUUGACAACUUUUCAAUCCAAAUUUUGCCCACCUGAGAAGUUAGGGAAUGCUUCAAGGCAUGGUAAAUGGUUAGCUCAGCUUCUCCAGAGAGGUAGUGUGCCACAACCAAAAGUUGAGGAAAGGUGCGUCACAUAUGCAAGCAAUAUCAUGAACAUGACACCAGGCUGACCAGCUAGUGCCAACUGCCAAGGUCUUUUCAAAAUCAAAAGAGAUACUAACAGCAAACUACAAAAAACCCUGGUGAAUUAAAAAAUGUGCAGUGCAGUUUCCCAGAAAAGCUUCUAAGGAAAAAGUCUUAUCCUAGAUAUAUACUAUAUACUCUCAUAGCCAACAAACAUUUAGAAGAUGAAAUGUGAAGUGAAGCAUAACUUGUGGAAUAAAUUCUGCAACACGGUAACCUCAGUCGCACCUCUAAAACAUGUAAAAGACUUACAAACCCAAUUCUGCCAUAAAUGACUACCCUUCAUCUCCAAUAACUUGAGCUUCUGUGCUGCCCACUCCAGAGUUGAGGCUCUUGCAUUCUACUUGGAAAAAUCAAAUCUCCUACACCUUCUCUGUACCCUUCACAUAUUCUCUCUUUAAAUUAUUCUUUUAGGCCAUUGCACUAAGUGAUGACAGCCCCAGAGACUUGAAUGAACAAAUUUCUCUCCAAAUAUGUUAAUUUCCAAUUUAUCAUUCAUUGCUAACUUAUAAAAUUGCUGCAAGCAUCCAUAUACCUGUGCCUUGAGUUGAUGCUAAAAUCAUGACUAAAUGUAUAUACUCUUUCUUCCUUCUGAUUUGUAUCCUUUUUCAGAAGUUCACUUCAUUUGUUUUAUUGAAUUGCUUCCAGUCAGAGCUAAAGAUUUCAUCCAGGAUGUUCCAACUAUCAGAAAUGAGAGAUAUGGUUCGAGUUCCUCCUUUGAAGUUCAAUCUUCCUCUAGAACAAGCUAUAAUGGAAGAACUCAACAGGAAAUUAGCCAAUAAAGUUGUCCUGAAUGUCGGUCUAUGCAUCUGCGCCUUUGACCUUGUGAAGAUGGAGAACUCUUACAUCUAUCCUGGGGAUGGGGCCUCCCACACACGCACAACAUUUCAGUUUGUGGUGUUCAGACCCAGUAUUGAGGAAAUUCUCGAGGGAGUUGUCUUGUCAGCUUCAUCAUCUGGCUUGCAAGUUAGCUUGGGAUUUUUCUCUGGGAUCUUUAUAAAGCCAGAAAACAUGGUGGCUGGAUCUUACUACGAUGAGACUGAAAAAGUCUGGAUUUGGAAUUACCAGGAGGAACACAAGCUUUUUAUGGAUGUGGGCCAGAAAAUCAGACUACGUGUGAUAUCAGAGAGCUUUGUGGACACGACGCCUUCAGGGCCACAGCUGGCUGCUGAGCACCAGGCUGCGGUCGCGGCUGCCGCUGCCGGCAGCGUUGUUGCUGUCGCCAAAGAUCCUUUCUCUGAAGUACAUCCUUAUACCAUCUACGGAAGCACAGAUGGAUCAGGGCUAGGGAUGAUAUCAUGGUGGGCUGAAGACGAAGAUGAAGAUGUUAAAGAUGAAGCUAACGAAGGCCAAGAAGAUUCGCAAUCUGAACAUCUGGAAUCAACCUAAUACAUAUUUCAUAUGAAGUAGAUUUUUAUUAUGACAAUUAUUAUUAUUAAUUUUUUUGCUCGAAUUCCCACGCGAUAAUAGGAACAAAGUUUGUGCGAAAUCAGUCAUGGCCAAUUGUUGGUAGACAAUAUCGCAUUCUUGACGAAAGUUGACAGUUGGUAAAUUAUGUAAACCUUCAACGGUUGUAAACGCACAAUGGUAUUCCCGUAAGUGAUAAUUCUUGGCAUGCAAAUUCUGGCAUGGCCAGGCCGAGGCGGAUUAACGUCCUAUCAAAGGAUCUAAGAGAGGGGGAGUUCACCAUGGAGACCUUCAAGAGACGACUGGACGUGUUCCUAGGCAGUUCCUGAUCGUCCGCUCCUGCACCACUACCAGCGGCGAACAGCAACAACAUCGUGCAUCAGCUGUCCCAAAUGCGCUAUAGUCAGAGGCAUUCUGUUAUCAAUGAUGUGCCCUGGGCAAAAUUUCACUUCUAUCUUAUCAUUUCUCUUCUAUAUCUGUUCACGCCACAUGCUUGACUUCACCGAGCAUUGGAUACUUGUCAAUUUGAUGCCAGUUAGUGCGCGCGCUAGGGGCGGAGACGAUGGGAAAGGAGGGUUGGAGGGGCUGUGCUGGCUAGGAACUGUGAGCACGCACGUAUGGUCGUAUUUGGGGAAAGACGAAAAUGGAGGCAAACUUUGGGGCGUCAUCUGAUUUGGCUGUGAUAUUAAAAUAAAAUUUUUAAGAUGAA